Molecule: messenger RNA, 2655 nt
Organism: Closterium sp. NIES-65
Lineage: Eukaryota; Viridiplantae; Streptophyta; Zygnematophyceae; Desmidiales; Closteriaceae
Source: the annotation of a GenBank genome assembly
AUGUUCUUACGUUUCCCGCACAGCGUGGUAGUUCGGAAGUGCGUGUCCCCGUCGCUCCAGGAGGCAAUACAGGUGGUGCCCUCCAAUGUUGUCGCGGACAUUGUCGCGGGUGGUGAGGACGUCCACGUGGCAUUUGACCGUUUGCUUGGAUGUAAGUUGGUCGCGUUCUGCAUCUGGACCGGAGUUCUUAACGACCUUGACGCGGUUGUUAGACACGACCGUGUGCCUUGCAUCGCCAAGCCAAUUGCCAUGACUCUGACCACAUUGCGGCAGGAUACGAAACGCGCCGCGGAGGAGCUCGCGUUCAGGUCCAAGUGCGGUAUCGCGGACGGCCAUGGGUGGUAUGCUCAUGGCAAUGAACGUUUGAGGUCGCACGAACAGCCGGCGGGGUCACAUGUUUCGGGUCGCGAUGCAAUCGCACUCAAUACAGCGCUUGCUCUCGCGAACGUAGGGGAGGGGGAGCAGGGGAAGCCGGACAAGGAGGAGGGCUUGAGCUAUGAACGCGACGAGGACGCCCCUGUGAAUGCAACGCAGGGUCUAGAGUACGCGGGCAAGCGUAAACACUCGGAGCUGGUGAAGAUGGAUCCUGCGAAGCUGGCCGCGGAGAUCCUCCGCUUGGACGAGCAGAUGAAAAAACAGAAACGCAAGCUGGACGAGGUCGUGUCCGCAAAGCCAGGCACAGAACAUGCGGUGGUGAUCACGCAGAGCUACGACGAGCUCGUGGCUACAGUGGAGAAGACACUGCUUCACGUGCAAAACACGGAAUGGGUGAUGCGCAGGGAAGCCAAGCUGGCCGCGAAGGACAGGGCGAAGAAUCGCGACAUGCGGGAGGUGCUAAAAUGCGCUGCUGUCCGCUUGGAAGAUUGCGCGGCUAGCAUGAAGGGGGUGGUUGUGGAUGUCAGAGUGGACUCCAUGGAGAACGCCCAGAAGAAACUGACGGACGAGGUCGCCCGUAAGAUCGACAGCGCGUCAUCCAACAUCGCGGGAACCGCCGAGAGAGCGAUCACCACAAGGGGCGUCACCAACUCUCUCAACAUCAUCAUCGCGAUGCUUUCCGGGCGUGACGCACCGCGACUAGUCACCGAUGGGCCGCAGGGGAAGGAGUCACACAAGGUCGCGGGAAAAGAGGCACGGAAGAGGGUCGCGGAGAAAGAAACGGUGAAGAGGGAGACAGGGAAGAAGGCCGCGGACAAGGACACAGGUAAGAGGGUCGCGGACAAGGACACAGGGAAGGGUGAGAGUAGCAGGGGAGGGAAGCGGCAGAAAGGUCCCGUGGCGACUAGCGUCACAGAUCUCCUUAAGAUAGGGGGCGCGGUCGUCGUGUGUGCAGCGGGAACCGCCAGGGUGGAUGCGGCUGCCGGAUCACCGCUUGCCACCUCGGCGGUUGAAGCUGCUAAAGGCAAGGACAAGGUCGAGGACGCCCCGCCAAACACCACCCCCACCACCACCACCAACACGACCGCGAUAUUGCCCGCGGCUGGUAACACCUCCACGGUCGCUGAUGGACAGCCUGGACCCAGCUCCAUCGCCCCUGCAAUCCCCCCCUCUGCAUAUGUGAAGGCAAAGAAUCAGAGCCGCGGUGGUUGUAAGCCGCCUCCGGCCGCGUUGAAGGUGGAACACGAGGACGACGACGACUCAAACGAGAAUGAUGUUGUUAAGCUGGUGUGGCAGAGGUUCAUGGGGCCAAGCGACACCAGCGGCACUAGCGGCAAGCGCAAGGACUGUGGUAUCCGCCCUCCGCCCAAGGGUGGAGAGGGGAUGGUGGGCGAACCGUGGCUGGGGGAGAGGCGUCGCUGGCUGGGACAUCACUCACUCCAGGAGGUGCAGUACCUGACCGCGAUCGCGGUCAUGUGUUAUGACAAGAAGGUUGACCACGGCCUCAAGCUGAUUGCGCAGCGAAGGAGUGAGUGGGCCAAGGACAUCUCCGCGGUCGAGACGAUGUGCACCGGGCUAUUCGCCACCAUGCAGCUCCGCAAACUUUGCGGUAAUGUUGACAGGUACGGUCGUGUGUUCAGUUAUUUGUGCAGACGGGUUCAUAGGAUUGCGGUCACGUUCGCGACUAACCAUGUCCCGUGUUUUCCCCCUGCUUGCAAGUACCACAACAUGUUCAAGGCCUACCACGACUUCACCCGUCCCGGUUCCACCCUUGGUAACGCGGUCGCUUGGGCAGCUGCGGUGGGAAAGGAGGCUGCAGACGAGGAGCCCGAUGUCACCGGGGACCAAGUGGGCCUGUUUGCUGGCGCGUGCGCGUGCGCCAUAGCCAUGGUGUGGGAGACCUGCAACGGUCUCGAUCUCGAGGGGGUCAUGGAUGUUGGAUACGUCGCGGCGCAGUGUGCCGACACUCCAGAAGAGAAGACCCGUGGUCACGUAUCGAUUGUGACCGCGGUAUUCAAGUGGGCCAAGAAGGAGAAAACUCGCAAGCAAGCACCCGAGGUCACACCGAAACAGAUCGCGGAGAAGAUAGAGACCACUGUGGUGAACCGCCUUGGUGCGCGACUUGGGGACCCCACAUUGGUCGGUAUGGUCGUGCACGAGGCAGUAGAUGUGCUGAUGACCUGGUGCGAUUGCAAGAUCGCGGCCAAGGCGAUGGAGACCAACGGUCUCUAUCUUGCACUGCCAUACAAGCGUCUGUCCGCGAAGAAGAGGUCCGCGUGA